Molecule: messenger RNA, 1972 nt
Organism: Salpingoeca rosetta
Lineage: Eukaryota; Choanoflagellata; Craspedida; Salpingoecidae
Exons: 10
Coding region: 1-1731 (576 amino acids)
Biological process (GO): cytoplasmic microtubule organization
Cellular component (GO): nucleus; microtubule plus-end; cytoplasm
Molecular function (GO): microtubule plus-end binding
Source: RefSeq, a predicted model, not a curated record
AUGGUGUGGGAGAGCAGUGGCCUGCCGCACGCGCUGCGGGCAUCCGUUGGGGACCUUGGUGGCAAGGAGGGUGCCGCUGCGGUGCUGCGAGAGUGGAGCAGGUCUGUGCAGAAUGACGCCAGCGUGUGGGUCGAGCGCCUGGUCGCGGCACAGGCGCCAGCGAGCGGGGACGGCAACGGUGACACCGCCGGUGCUGCCGCUGGUGGGGUUGACUGGGUGGACCCCAUCUCCGGGUGUAGCGCCGUGCACUUUGCCGCCAAGAGCGGGUGUGAUGGCGUGGGUGAUGACGACGCAGCUGCGGUCAUCAUGUCAGACCUCAUUCGCAAGGGUGCAGACACAAACAAGGCCUGCGCAUACGCACACAUGACCCCGCUGCACUACGCUGCCUACUUUGGCUGCACCGCUGUCCUGGCCAUCCUCCUGCGAAGCAGAUCAGCCACGGGGCAGGUGGACGUGAACAAGGUGUGCGACACAAGACGCAACAGCACCGCCCUACACUUUGCUGUCAUGGGCGGUAACGUCGGCUGCGUGCAGACACUCGUUGAGGCCAAUGCAAACACGGAGCUGAAGGAUGACGAUGACCGCAAGCCCAUCGACGUUGCCCGCCAACUUCUCGCUGCACCCGGCGAGUUUGACGACACGGAUGCCCUCAAGGAGAUUGUCACCAUAUUGGAGAAGGAAGGUGCACGGUUUGUCAACUACACGGGCCCGCGCAAACUGCCUGCACCUGCCACACCGCCGCCACUCGACUCCCCGGCACACAUCCUCCCGCACCACCUCGGCCGGCCCCUCCACGACGAGGUGUCUGACACGAGCUCUGUCAUGGGGAGUCAGAUUGGUGACGAACCAAUCAAUGUUGGCGACCGCGUGUAUGUGCACAACAAAGGCGCGGGCCUGGUGCGCUUCAAAGACAAGACCAAGUUCCGGCCGGGGGUGUGGUAUGGUGUGCAGCUUGAUGAGCCCGUUGGCAAGAACAACGGCACCGUGGGAUAUGUCACAUACUUCCGCACAAAACCAAAGCACGGCGUGUUUGUGCGACGCUCGCGGCUGACGAAGAUCGAGGCGUCACCAGAGAAGCAUGCCAGCCCGGCCCGCACCCCAAUCUCAACAGCGCCGCGGCGACGGUCGAGCCGGGCCCCAGCGCCGUUCACAGCCCCGACGUUCCGCACCAAAGGCAGCAUCCGCCCAGACCACGGCAAGGCAGCCGCCAUGGAGAACUACACAUUCGUCCAUCACCGUGAGAGCCCGACGUCGUCGACGCACGGGUCUCAACCGACCAGCCCCGCCCUCUCCCGCCGCAGCACCACGCACUCCAACAUCGGCACCCCGCGCACAGACACAUCCACACCCAUGGCGCGCAUGCCAAGCACACGCGGCUCCGGCACACGCAAGAAGGGGUCAUCGUUCAGGUCGGAGGUCCCACGUCACCUCCAACAGCAGCAGCAAGCGGCAUCGCCCAAGACCCCUGCUGGCAUUGACUCGUUUGGCGUGCAGUCGCGCGUGCUGUGCAGCGGCAAGAUUGGCACGGUGACGUAUGUUGGGCCGUCCCAUCUUGGCGAGGGCACGUACAUUGGCGUCAUCUUCUCCCACGCACCAGACAACGGCCACAACGGCACGGUGGACGGCCACACGUACUUCAAGUGUGGUGCUGGACACGGCUUGCUGGUGCCCGCGACGCGCGUGCACUGGCACGGCAGGCGUGCAGAUAAGGUCCUGAAGGACAAUCGAUGAGCGAACCACGAACGCCCGCACGUGCACUUACUACGCACGCGCUCUUAUGCACAGACACGUGCAUCAACAGCAAACCUGCGUUCUUGCGUUUGGUGAUGGCGAGGCUGGCGAGGCUGACGAUGCUUUCUCUUCUUCCUCUUCCUCUUCUUCUUCCUCCUGCCCUGCAACUUUCAUGCUUUCCUGUUCACCCUUGCUUCUGUACACUUGACCACUUGAACACAUGCAACGUGUGGAUGACUCG